AACUGGCUAAAUUUUAAACUAAUUGGAAAUAGUAAAGUUAAUAUUUCUGGUUAAUUUCUAUAAUGUUUCAUGCAAGUCAAAUCUUUUCCGAAAUUAAAAAUAUUGGUUUGGUAAAGGAAAAACGCGAAGAACUAAUCCAGUUUUGUAAUGCGAACAUAAAACAGAUUUUACAACAUCUAUCACAAAGAAUAUUGAAGAGCGACGGUGGUUUGAUAUUGGAAUAUGUUUUCUGUGGAUUACCAGACAAUGUCAAAAUUAAGGCAGUGGACACAGUACUACAAAAGAUAAGAUGUGAACCAAUGUCUCUCACUCACUGUGGGGAUGUGAUCAGCAGAGUAUGCUUGCAGCUGCCUAGGAUGCCAGUGCAAGACCUGGUGCGAUGGAGCAGUGACUGCGUCCAGUCGGUGGUGGAUGACAGUGAUGUUAAUAUGAUUUGGAAAGACAUUCUACCGGAAUGCCUGUACAUAGUAUCAUCCCAGGACAACAUCAAACAUUGCGGCACUGAUAUGUCCGGGGAGCAGUUCAAAGUGCAAUGUGUGAACACUUUGUGCCAGUGCCUCUGGUCGGAACGUCAGCUUGUACAACUUGCUACUAUGUUCAAGGACAUGCAACUAUCCCGUCCAGAGCUGAAACAAGUGGUGAACAAGUUGUGUUCAAACAUCCUAGACAUACCCCCUGACACGCUGCCGCCUUUAGUACACCAGUUGCUAAAAUUGUGCAAGGUGGACAACAUGGAGAUAGUGUUGUCCCACGUGAGCCACUACUUCACAAUAAAACUGUAUAGUGCAUUGGAGCCGUUGCAGCAAGACUCGGAAUCCACCACUGUGGAUGUUGACGAUAUAGUUCAACACAGCACGAAAGAGCUGAGUCAGUGUCUGUCGACGUGUCUGUACCACCUGUCGCAAGGCGGCGCGGACCCCGACCUGAUCCGCAAGCACAUCAAGAGGUGGCCCAAAGUGCAGUUGCUCCGCUCGCCCUUCCUCAUAGACCUGGCGCUCGCCAUAUCUGAUAAGGGACCUAGCUACAGAACCACUUGUUUGGAUGCCAUAAAGUCAGCAAUAGAGUUCCGCGUACUAGACGGUCUACGCAGGAAGGAGUCAGCUUGGAUUCGCUGCUCGGAAUCUGCUGACAUAGACGUGACUGUACUGCUCAAAAUGCUGACCAAUGAGAGUGUAAACCACAGACAGUUCACAGUCGUUGGACUUAUAAACCUAGCCUUUGCUCUACUGUCGGUGUCGUCUAAAAAGCCAACGGCGCCAGCGUGUUGGUCGUACGGCAAGCUGAUAUUGGUGCGACUGAGCAAAGCCCAACCAGAGACCGCUGACCACAUACUGACCCAACUCGCUGACAGACUGCUUGGAGAGCCUCAGCAGCAGUACUCAGAUUGUCUCUACGUGCUAUGCAAGCUGUCCCCCAUAUCCAUCGAGCGGUGUCCGCAGCUGGUCACCAUACUGGAGAGCUGCCAGCCGGCCGGCGACUAUGUGCCCGCAGCGCAAGUGUACGGGGCCGUAAGACCUCUCAUCUCAUACAGCACCAGAGUGAGGGACGCCCUCAUCAUGGUGUGCAGGAAGGGGCUGUAUCCCAAGGAAUCACUAUACCGCUGUCUAGCACUGUCCGGUUUCCUCACUCUGCUGAAAGAGAUAAAACUAUCUAAGGGGCCGUUGUCUCGCUCUCAGAACAGCGACCAAUACAGCACUAACUCGUACCUCAGUCAACUGACCGUGGAUUUCCACGCUACCAACAGUGGAACCGCGGUGACGUCACGAAUGCGAAACGAGACUAUAUGCUUGGAAGUGGUGUCAAUCUUGCGCCGCUGUCUCAGUCAAGAUGCCGAUGUCAAAAAGGUUUUAUAUAGAGAAUUCUAUGAAUGUACGAAAGAUAAGCAGGUACUCCACGAGAGUAUAUUGGAACAGUUGUACGAGCACCUCUUCAAGUAUCUGCCCGACGAGGACAGUGAGAAGCCACUGCUUUUAGACAAGUGCGUCACCAUGACUUUAACUACCGCAACUUUAGUCGAACCAAUGGGCCACCUUCUGUACGUCAUAGCGCAGUUCCUGCAGCCGGUAGAGGAAGACGACCCUGAAGACAUACUGGAGACGCCGAGCGAGGACAGCGCAGUGUACUUGCAGAGCAAGUUGACUCAUAUAGUGGACAAACUGUGCGCCAGCGAGUUACUGGCUUUGGUUGAUAUGGAAGAGCCGGGUCUAACGGACCUGACCCCAGAGUCCCGCGCUAAGAGUCUUCAAGUGCAGCAAGUGUUGCAGUGCGUAGAGGCGCUCAUAGCACACCGGGUGAUGCAGUGGAGCCUGCACAAAAGCGACGCCAACUCUGUAUACGGCUUAUAUCGGAUUCACAAUCAGCUUCUGGAGAAUACAAAGGGUUCCACAAAAGCGGCAAAGAAGAAUAAAUUAAAUGAAACAGGAGAGACAUCUAAGUCGCAGUCAGAGAAGGGUAAAGGCAAGGGCAAAGGCAAAGGUAAGGGCAAGCCGGCCACAACAGUCGCCACUCUAGUCAAGGAUAGAGCCGCGCCCUUCAAACCUCUGCCUUGUCUGUGGAACCUGAAGUUUUGCUUGCGAAUCUUGGAACUGCUCUACGGUGAGAACGUACUGUGGUCGUCGCUACAGCAGCGCAACGAGAUCCGCGGCAAGCGCGACUUCCACCUGUUUGCGCUGCGCUGCGUGCAGUCCGCGCUGCCCGAGAACACCAACAAGCAGAGCGUCAGCACGCACGUACUGUACAUAGCCACCUUGAUGUACAAGCGAUGCGUUUGCAGAUUUCAAGAUAUGAGCGAUUUCGACGAGCACACGACAUACGCGUGCCUCGAACUGUUCAAGUCUUGUGUGACGUUGCUUCUGUCGACCAAGUACUCUUUGAAGACCGAGAGUGUACUCAGGGGGAUAACGGGCUUAUCCGAAGCACCAGAAUCAGAAUGCCUGUCAGAAAUCAUAGACAAAGUGCACAAGGCGUUGCAGAAGUUGGAGUCUGAAGCCGCCGGUGAAGACUUGGACCUCAUCGGAAAGAAGACCUUCAGCUUGCUCGUGCAAAUCAUUACUAUGUUUUUGGAGACCCCUAUACUUGCGUGUGACGCUCUCAAUAGUAUGAUAGUAAAACUAGAAGAAUACCUCCGUUCCAGCAAACAAGCAGAGAUACUGCCGCUACUGUCUCCGUUGCUGACAGCGGCACAACGCGAGCAGCAGGAGGCCACACUGCUGACCUGCGUGCUGACAGACCUGACAUCAGCACUGGGACUUAUAAGCGACGAUAGCACCCCACCGCUCACGCAGACCGGCAUCGCCUGUAUAACCUCCUCCAGCGGCCACACGGCGCUGAGUCUAGUGUGCGCGCACCUUAACAGCCGCUUCAAGUGCGCAGAGCACUCUCUCAGCAGAGCCCGCGACCUCGUGGAAGCCGCUAGCGUAGCGGUUGAGGUUCACCAGCCCAAGUUACAACGUGAACGCAAAGAGCUGUACAAGUCAAUAGUGCUGCAGCUGUAUCAGCUGGCGGACUGGACGCGCCGCGUCGCUGCGCUGCGCUGCGCCAUCGGCGGCGACAGCGACCGCGUGCUCGGCGCCUGCGUGCGCGCCUUCAGCGUGCUCGCCGCGCUGGCCCGCAGCCUGGAGCACGACUCUGCGCACUCUGUGGCCUCAGAGCUAGAGAGGCUGAUAAAGUUCGCCGGCAAGAAGCUGUCGCCAGUGAUCGACGCGCUGGUGUCGUACGUGGAGGACGCGUCGGAGGAGGAGGCAGCCAGCAAGUCCUCGCACCACACCAAGCUCAUCCCGCGCCUGGAGUUCGAGAGGGCGCAGUUCUGCAAACACGUCAUACUACUGGGGACCAAGGUCAAAAUGAACUUCCAACAUUACGUGCCCGAGACUGCGGACCGCGAUUUCAAAAUCAAAACUAAAGCAAACCAAAACAAGAACGCACCAGAACAUGAGCCUGAUGAUGAUGACAAAGGCGAUGAGGAACCCAUGGAUGUAAGCCGGAGUGACGUCGACACAGUGAUACUGUCACCAUAUAACAGCGACCGGGAAGAGAACGAGGGGGAACAAAGUGAUGAAGAAACUUCUAGAAGGAAACUUAGGAGACUUUCAUAAACAUAUGUUCUAUGUAGAUGUUUUAUAAGAAUAAAAUUUAUAUUUUCAUAUUAUAAA
Messenger RNA from Bicyclus anynana (squinting bush brown), 4151 nucleotides. RefSeq names its product Fanconi anemia group I protein (gene FANCI). Gene Ontology annotation, molecular function: DNA polymerase binding. The record is from RefSeq and is a predicted model, not a curated record. Bases 63 to 4094 code for a protein of 1343 amino acids. NCBI's taxonomy places the organism in Eukaryota, Metazoa, Arthropoda, Insecta, Lepidoptera, Nymphalidae. The transcript is spliced from 25 exons. Gene Ontology annotation, biological process: DNA repair.